AGAUACUACGAUCUCAGAUCAACGUCCUCCAUGCCCCUAUUCCAAAAAGUGUCUUCAGUGUUCCGGGAUCGUUCUGCUUAUAAUAACACACGAACUAGUGCUCUCGCUUUCUUUUGAAUGUGCACUAUAAUGGACCGUACUACCGCCGAACACCAUGCCAUUCAGAGCUCAAAUCUGAUUACUACUCUUCGCUUCUCCCAGCAGGCGCCGAUGAUCCUUGAACGGCAAUUGACUUCAGAUAAAAACCUUAUCUCUUCAGUAAUUGCUAAUCAAGAGGAACCAGGAAAGUAUGGCAUCCUAGAGCAAUUGUUCUUCUCUUGCCUGCAAACAGGCGAUGAUAAAUCUGCUCUACUAUGCCUUGAACAAUUGACUCGUCGUUUCGGCUCUUCAGAUGAGAAAGUUAUGGGGCUGCGUGGUCUGUAUGAGGAGGCAAUCGCCAAGAAUCAGUCCGACCUGGAGGAUUGCCUGCGUAAAUAUGAUCUUGCACUAUCAGAGAACCCACUUAACUUGCCAAUUUUGAAGCGCCGUAUCGCUCUUUUGCGUUCAAUUUCGAGGCCUGCGGAUGCUAUAUCAAGCUUGGUACAGCUUCUAAAGGCUAUACCUACCGACGCAGAGGCCUGGUGUGAGCUUGCAGAUUUAUACCAAUCCCAGGGAAUGAGCUCUCAGGCAAUAUUCAGUCUUGAGGAGGCUCUGUUAAUAGCGCCUAAUGCCUGGAAUAUCCACGCUCGCCUCGGGGAAGUUUUAUAUAUAUGCGCUAGCGCUGCGGAGGCAGGGGCUGUCUCUGAGUAUCUACAAAAAUCUAUCCAGUAUUUUUGUAGAAGCGUCGAACUUUGUGACGAUUACCUGAGAGGGUUUUAUGGCCUAGCAUUGGCCACUUCGCUCCAACUUAGGUCAAUGACUCUUUCGCGGGACUCAUCGACGUCAACCAAAGACUUCUUAUCCGCAGAAAAGGUCAAGAAGUUAAAUGUUCUCGCCGAAAGAAAACUUGAGGCUAUUGUAAAUCAGCGGUCUGCAAACCAUCAACUUUGGGAUCAUGCGCAGGGCGAGCUCAUUGCAACCAAAGAACUUCUUGACCGCAUUAAUGAGUCACCUUAAGACCUAGAGUACAUUAAGUUGCCUCGUAUAGGUAGACGGAGGUGUGGCUCUAAUUUCAGUCACCUUUAUUAAUAUAUUAGUUGGGGCAGGUUUUUAGAGAGUUAGAAAAAGUGCCUUCCAUAGUACCACAAUAGUACAGAGGUGUGCACCAAAUGUUCUUGCGCGGCGCUAGAAAUAUAGGACCCACCAUUCGGUAUGCGGCCUGACAGUGGCCCUAGUAAUUAUAUUGCACCGAGUCAAAUGGCAAUUCUGAUCGACUUGAAAAAUGCAGAAAAAUUGAAGGUAUU
Aspergillus alliaceus is the source of this 1382-nucleotide messenger RNA. RefSeq lists its product as uncharacterized. NCBI's taxonomy places the organism in Eukaryota, Fungi, Ascomycota, Eurotiomycetes, Eurotiales, Aspergillaceae. The coding region runs from base 118 to 1095 and encodes 325 amino acids. The record is from RefSeq and is a predicted model, not a curated record. Gene Ontology annotation, molecular function: protein binding. Gene Ontology annotation, biological process: protein folding in endoplasmic reticulum. Gene Ontology annotation, cellular component: EMC complex. The transcript is spliced from 4 exons.